Molecule: messenger RNA, 1581 nt
Organism: Ilyonectria robusta
Lineage: Eukaryota; Fungi; Ascomycota; Sordariomycetes; Hypocreales; Nectriaceae
Product: amino acid/polyamine transporter I
Exons: 6
Coding region: 1-1581 (526 amino acids)
Biological process (GO): transmembrane transport
Cellular component (GO): membrane
Molecular function (GO): transmembrane transporter activity
Source: RefSeq, a predicted model, not a curated record
AUGUCUGAGCAACAAGACACCGAGAAGAGGCCCCUUCCAGGCGAUGCGGACGACCAAAAUCUGGAAAGGCUUGGGUAUAACCAAGAACUCAAGCGCAAUUUCUCCCUGACGUCCAUGUUGGCUCUCUCGGUGUCCCUGAUGGCGACCUGGGAAGCGCUGUGCAGUACCAUGGCAGCUGGAUUGGUUAGCGGAGGCCCAGUUUCACUCAUCUACGGAGCCAUGGUCGCUUUCAUCGGCUCGCUUUGCUCGGCCAUGUCGCUCGCGGAGCUGGCUUCUAGCCAUACCACAGCCGGAGGACAAUAUCACUUCGUCGCACACUUGAGUCCUAAAUCUACUGGGCCAGUGAGCAGCUGGUUUGCAGGCUACAUCACUACAUUUGGAUGGAUUACUGUCUCCGCAAGCGCUCCGUUCCUCGCCGGUACCAUGAUCCAAGGCCUUUUGGUUCUCAACCUAUCCCCCGACAACUACACAUUCGAGAGGUGGCAUGGAACUCUCAUUUACUGGGCAAUCCUACUGGGAGCUGCAUGCAUCUGCAUUUUCUGCAGUGACAUGCUGCCUCUCCUUGAGAAGCUCUCGAUGGUACUACACAUCGUCCUCUUUUUCGUCAUUAUCAUCGUCAUGUGCGUUGUAUCACCGACCAAAAACUCGGCCGCCUUCGUCUUCACAUCGUUCGAGAACAAUUCCGGGUGGUCGAACGACGGCGUGGCAUGGUGCAUUGGGCUCCUCAGCUCCUGCUACGUUGUAAUAGGCUACGACGGAGCAACACACUUGAGCGAAGAGAUGCAUAAUGCCGCGACUGGUGUUCCCCGUGCCAUGGUCAGCGCCGUCGUCAUCAACGGCGCGCUUGGGUUCGCAUUCUUGGUCGCUGUGCUCUUCUGCAUGGGCGACAUUGCUUCAGCGCUUGACACGAAUACUGGGUUCCCAAUCAUCCAAAUUUUCUACAACAUUACAGGUAGCAAGGGAGCUGCUUCGGCCAUGUCCAGUGCAGUUGUUUUGAUGGCGUCCCUGUCUACCAUCCCUUUGGUGGCAUCGGCAGCUCGUGUCAUGUGGGCGUUUGCCAGAGAUCAAGGACUGCCUUUUUCCAAAUUUCUCUCUCGAGUGGAAAAGAAGCGAAGCAUACCAACCAUGGCAAUUGUUGUCAUAACAGUCAUCUUGAUGCUUCUCGGGCUCAUCAACAUCGGUUCCACGACAGCUUUCAACGCGAUUUUAUCAUUGGCGGUCGUUGGCCUGCAAAUCUCGUAUCUAAUGCCAAUAAUACUCGUGCUGUGGCGAAGGAUCUCAUCGCCCGAGACACUGACCUGGGGCCCGUGGCGACUGGGCAAAGCUGGAGUCGCCGUCAACGCCAUCGCGGUGUUUUAUUUAAUUUUUGCCAGCUUGUUCGCACUCUUCCCUCCGUACCAGCCAAUCACCCCCGAAAACAUGAAUUAUGCUUCCCUCGUUUUGGGGGCGACGCUUCUCUUUGGACUGUUCUACUGGCCGUUUCGAGCGAGGAAGCGGUAUGCGGGCCCCCUGCUUGAGAUGCAGGGCCUUGUCGAAGCCGUUCCUGACUCGUCAGCUCCGGAACAAACCAACAAGGAGUAG